UCAGCCGAACUGGCCAAAGGUGUCUGAACACUUUCAGUGACUCAAAAGUGUGGCUUCAUACAAUGACUCCGGUAACCAAUGGCAACGAACUGUAAACAAGCAGGCUAGUACCUGCAUGCAAACAGGCGAGCGAUUACGCUGGAAAAGUUUUGAAGCUGUGGAUAAGUCCUGGGUCCGUCUGGAACAUGAGCUCACCGCUGUCUGUCCUGGGGAAAAACAGAAGAGCUCCCCUCCACGCUGCACGGCACCAAGGGCAGAGACGGGGGCCGUUCAAAGAGAAACCGUGUGCAGGCUCGGGACUCAGUGACUUUGAACUCAUGUCCACAAUGAUGGAGAAACACCGUCUACUGGAGAAGAAGGUGUUCAGCCAGAGCAUAGAGAUCCAGAAUAAGGAUAAAAAGAUUGCUGUGCUGCAAGAGAAACUGAGGGCUCUUCAGGAGAAAAUGAGCUCCUCUGCACCCCACUCUGAACCUGGAGUCCUGCUGCAGGACAUGAGUGAGAGCAGACAGCGCUUUCAUUUCUCCUGUUGUGUGUGUUUGUGUAUGUGUGUGCGUGUGUGUGUUCGUGUGUGUGUAGAGGAGGCUGGAGGCGGUAGUCGGGAGGAGGAACUUGAGCAGACCUGCCACACACUCCAGAACCAGGUGUGGGAGAUGGAGCGGUUCCUGAAUGACUACGACAUGGUGUGGGUGGGGAACAGGGGCGUUCCACAGGAGGAGGCACAGACCAAACAGGAAGUAUGGCGUGGGCCACUCCUACAGCAGCCAGAUGUUCCAGGGCGGCAGGGCUUCCAGAUGAACUUUGACCUGGUGGUGCGGUGCGUGCAGGAGCUGAACGUGGUGGCGGGGGAGGGGGUGUCCCACGUGCAGCUCACUCCUGGGGGGGCCAGGCUGGCCCAGCGCCCCUCCAUCCCCCUCACCCUCUACAGCAACGGCAUCGUCCUGUUCCAUGGGCCCUUCCGCCCCUACCACGAUCCCAGCACACAGCAAUGCAUGCUGGACCUGAUGGAUGGAUACUUCCCUUCUGAGCUGCAGGAGCAGUUUCCAGAUGGAGUUCCCUUCCAGGUGACGGAUAGGAGGGAGGAGGAGUUUAAGGAGAGACCCGUGGGGGCAGAGUUCCCAGGAGAGGGGAAAGCUGUGGGCGGAGCUGAGAGCAACGGACACGCCCCCAGGAGAGCCGUGCACGAUGGACACGCCCCCAGGAGAGCCGUGCACGAUGGACACGCCCCCAGGAGAGCCGUGCACGAUGGACACGCCCCCAGGAGAGCCGUGCACGAUGGACACGCCCCCAGGAGAGCCGUGCACGACACACAUCAGUCAACAGGAGGGAAACUCUCCAUGGAACAGUUCCUGAACAAGCUUCCACAGACGGUGAUUAAGGCGGGGAGAGUGAUUGACAUCCGCGCCUCUCUGAAGGCAGACAUGCAGAACCCCACCUGCACCCAAACCAUCAUAGAGACCCCUGCCCUCCAGAACCCCAGGUCCCCCGGUGAUGAUGUCAUAGUGCUGAAGGUGAGGGUGGAGGAUGGGCAGAGCUUCAUCCUCAGAAUGCUGCCCUCCGAGACGGUUGGGCAGCUGCGCAACUACCUGGACACACACAGAGGCCCUGGAACAGAGGCAUACGACAUCAUCAGCACCUUCCCCUCCUGUCGCUAUGACAACCGCUCUCAGACUCUGCGAGCUUGCGGCCUAACGUCCAACACUACCCUGCUGCUGCGACCCCACCAUGACCCCUCCAGGACUGGAUUUAAACCUGCAGCACAGUGCCCCCUCCAGGACUGGAGUUAAACCUGCAGACACUGUGGCCCUCCAGGACUGGAGUUAAACCUGCAGACACUGCGGCCCUCCAGGACUGGAGUUUAACCUGCAGCACAGUGCCCCCUCCAGGACUGGAGUUAAACCUGCAGACACUGUGGCCCUCCAGGACUGGAGUUAAACCUGCAGACACUGUGGCCCUCCAGGACUGGAUUUAAACCUGCAGACACAGCGCCCCCUCCAGGACUGGAGUUAAACCUGUAGACACUGUGGCCCUCCAGGACUGGAGUUAAACCUGCAGACACAGCGCCCCCUCCAGGACUGGAGUUUAACCUGCAGCACAGCGCCCCCUCCAGGACUGGUUCUCAUCAUGAUGUCAAUGUUACCAUGGAAAUCACUGCUCACCACAAUGACAAAUAGUUUCACCAGAUAUUUAUUAUCUUCUUGGAAGACAACAGAUUGUUUUUGGCCAAAAAGGGCAAAGCAGUGAAGAUGGAAUGUCACAGAGUUAGGGUUAGGGUAACAGGGUUAGGGUUAGGGUAACAGGGUUUAUGGUCAGAGUUAGGGUUAGGGUAACAAGGUUUAUGGUCAGAGUUAGGGUUAGGGUAACAAGGUUUAUGGUCAGAGUUAGGGUUAGGGUAACAGGGUUUAUGGUCAGAGUUAGGGUUAGGGUAACAGGGUUUAUGGUCAGAGUUAGGGUUAGGGUAACAGGGUUUAUGGUCAGAGUUAGGGUAACAGGGUUUAUGGUCAGAGUUAGGGUUAGGGUAACAGGGUUUAGGGUAACAGGGUUAGGGUUAGGGUAACAGGAUUUAGGGUUAGGGUAACAGGGUUAGGGUUAGGGUUAGGGUAACAGGGUUUAGGGUUAGGGUAACAGGGUUAGGGUUAUGGUUAGUGUAACAGGGUUUAGGGUUAGGGUAACAGGAUUAGGGUUAGUGUAACAGGGUUUAGGGUUAGGGUAACAGGGUUAGGGUUAGGGUAACAGGGUUAGGUAAGUAAGAAAUCUGAUUUCCCAAGUUGUCCCAUAUUAGGGCCUCUUGGGAAAUAAAAGUUUGCACUGGCCAUUCAGGGUACUGAAGCCUUUAAGUAGGAAGAAUUUGGUCCCUCUUGUGUCGGUGCUCUAUGUGCGUUGGUUCAGUCCUCUUGGAAAUAGAGUGCUAAGUUUGAGAAUCCAGUGUUUCUCGAACCUGCGUCUCUCCUCCGGUGUCCAGUUAUUAUUUGUUUGAAGGCCUGAUAUUUCUAGUGCCUCAAGUCCAUGGUGAAGGAAAUGAGCCACCAGGUGUGUGUCUGUCUCUCUGUGAUUUCUAAUGUUGUAUAUAUGUUGUGCUAGUCUACAUUUAAUUGUGUUCCCUGUCUCCUACAUAUAUUAUACCACAUUGUUUGCACUUAAUGGCAUAUAUGCAGUUUUUAGUGUUUUUAGUUAGUGUUUGUUUUAUUAUGUAGAAGGGUUAGGGUAACAGGGUUAGGGUUAGGUUUAGGGUUAGGGUAACAGGGUUAGGGUUAAGUUUAGGUUUAGGUUUAGGGUUAGGGUAACAGGGUUUAGGGUUAGGGUUAAUGUGGGCGGCCUCAACGUUUCAGUAACUUUACAGCAGCACUCAUAUUCCACAAAAUACACCAUUAUUUAUUGUAUGUGGUCAGGGAAUAAAAUAUAAAUCAAAGAACUGGUUUGAUGAUUUGGCUCUUUCUAUUAAAACCCUUUCCAAC
Messenger RNA from Conger conger (European conger), 3452 nucleotides. RefSeq names its product UBX domain protein 11 (gene ubxn11). Gene Ontology annotation, biological process: proteasome-mediated ubiquitin-dependent protein catabolic process. Bases 186 to 1784 code for a protein of 532 amino acids. NCBI's taxonomy places the organism in Eukaryota, Metazoa, Chordata, Actinopteri, Anguilliformes, Congridae. Gene Ontology annotation, molecular function: ubiquitin binding. The record is from RefSeq and is a predicted model, not a curated record. The transcript has 14 exons.